Molecule: messenger RNA, 1455 nt
Organism: Sander lucioperca (pikeperch)
Lineage: Eukaryota; Metazoa; Chordata; Actinopteri; Perciformes; Percidae
Product: transcription factor HES-5-like
Exons: 2
Coding region: 16-705 (229 amino acids)
Biological process (GO): anterior/posterior pattern specification; regulation of neurogenesis; regulation of transcription by RNA polymerase II
Cellular component (GO): nucleus
Molecular function (GO): RNA polymerase II cis-regulatory region sequence-specific DNA binding; protein dimerization activity; DNA-binding transcription factor activity, RNA polymerase II-specific
Source: RefSeq, a predicted model, not a curated record
AACACUUCAUUGAGCAUGUGGCAGCCCUGCGUUCUUCAAAGCCCUUCCCAGCGCUCUCAUUGGCUGGUGGACUGUGAGAAACUCCAACAAGCCCAAGACCCACACAUUCAUAUGGAGAUUUGGGUGUAUAAAUACAGGGCAGAGGCAGAGAAGAAGGCAGCUCAGAUUCAACUGGCUCUUCGCACCGAGCAGGAACGCUCUAACUCUACAGCAAUGGCGCCCACUGUUUUUGGACAAGCAAGCUAUCCUAAGGAACACCUGACUCCUGCUCACAAGCUGAGAAAGCCAAUGGUGGAGAAAAUGCGCAGAGACCGCAUCAACACCAGCAUCGAGCAGCUGAAAUCCCUGCUGGGUCCUGAGUUCCUCAGGCAGCAACCCGACUCUAAGCAAGAGAAGGCGGACAUAUUGGAGAUGGCCGUGUCCUAUCUGAGAUGCUGGCAGCAGCAGAAGCAGCAGCAUCAGACCAGCGCGACCCCUGGCCUGAUGACGGGCAGCGACGGCUACUCCCGCUGCGUGCAGGAGGCCGUCAGCUUCCUGUCCCACUGUGAGGUCCAGACUCAGGCCCACCGACGGCUGCUCAGCCACUUCCAGGGCUUGCAGGGGUCCAGCCACAGUCCCUGCACCCUCUCCCCUCCUGGCUCUCCACUCCAUCAGGUCAGCUCCAGCAAGGGUCAGGCCAGCAGUGCUCUGUGGAGGCCCUGGUAGGAUGGAGGCAGCAUCACCUCCACACAGAGAGAAAGAGAAAUACGUCUGUGAACGUCAUGGACAGAAAGUUGAAGACUUACUGAAGUCUGUUUUAUAUUGUUGAGUGUUUUACUAGUGUAAAAGGGCACAACGUACCAGUAUUCCUUUGGAAGGACUGAAAUGAUUCAGGUUUUACUGAACAUGUACACCAUGUGUAUGCACAAUAUACACUUUAUAAUUUAAAGUGGUUACUCUGUCAUUGUGUUAAAUGUUCCUCUGGGGAAAGACAACUUUUGUUUGUUUGUUUUGCAAACGUCACUGAAUGAUCUUGUUGUAACACCCACAUUGGGUUGAAACUAUUUAAGUGUCUGAGACACUGUUUGAUUUCUGUGUUUAAACUACUGUCUAUCUUUGGUACUGAGUAUCACUGACUGAUACAUUUCAUCAGCUUGUUGUUGAUGAAUCAACAACAUCCCAUAAAUGGAUCCCAUGGAUCCUCUUUUACUGUAAAUCUUAUUAUGAUUAUACUUGAUUAUGACUAUGUGUAACCAUUUUUUGGCCUACUGUAUAUGUGAAGGAGUGUUGUACCUGUUAACUGUUCAGUUGUAAUGUUCAUGAUAGAUGUUUUUUCAUCUUCAAGUGAAUACCUUUUAUAAAGGCAUUUUAUGUCAAUCUUCACUGAAAGAAUCUGUUAAAUUGCUUCCUUGAGAAGUUUGCCUUUGAACUUGAAAAAUAAAUGGAAAACUUCACAUGAAGUUUUGCAAAUAUAAA